This is a messenger RNA of Prunus armeniaca (apricot), 1233 nucleotides long. The record is from the annotation of a GenBank genome assembly. NCBI's taxonomy places the organism in Eukaryota, Viridiplantae, Streptophyta, Magnoliopsida, Rosales, Rosaceae.
AUGGAUGAACAACCACAUUUACCUGGACAAGAAUCACCAUCAUUCUACAAAAAACUUGACGAUGUGGAUCUAUUAUUCAUAGAUGAUCUAAACGGUGGUAGAACGGUUGUUGAGGGUCAGGUAGAAGUCAAUGAUGAUAACGUGGUUGGCGAUGAUCCCAAUCACGGUCAAGGAGUAGCAACCAAUGAUGGUAACGUGGUUGGCGACGAUCAUGGUCAGGGACAGGGGGUACCAGCCAGUGAUGGUAACGAGGUUCGCGACAAUCAACUUACGGGAGGAAGGCUGGAGACAGUCGGGGAGUGCUACAAGUUGGUUGUGGUGCAUAAAGGGCAUAAUGACGAAGUUAUUGAAGUGAACAAGUUUGGGAAUGUGGCAUCCAUAAAGAACCAGAUUGAAAAUUUACUACGGAUAAGUGCAAUCCAGCAAGUCCUAUUCUUCAACCGCCAAUAUCUCGAUGAAGAUUCGCUUAUAAUUGAGAGCAUUGAAGGGCUUGCAUCCAAUUCACGCAUUGAGCUCUUUGAGUUCGAACCGUUGGGGGAGGCAGCCACUGCCACAGCUUCGACUUCGGCAGCGCAGCCAUCAUCUGCUGCAGCAGCGGGUGUACACUUUCCUCCAGAGACUCACAGACGUGAACCCAAUCAGAAAUUUAAGAUGAAUGUCAUCCUGAGCUCUUCUGUUGACAUUGACACUCCUAAUCCUAGCAUUACUGAGAUUAGACAAAACACUCGUCAACAAUUAAUAACGAAUAUUGUGGAUAGUACUAAAUUGAUGUUUGUGUCAAGUUCAGGUCAAGAAUUGGACGACUGUCUGUCAUUACGUUCUAAUCUUAAUAAGGAGAUUAAGAUACUCUUGGAACCCUCUGCCAUGGGCAUGGCUUCACUGACAACAACCACUGGGGCCAUGAUCUCCACGUCAGCCCCUAUGCCACCAUCCACGUCCGCCCCCCCACAGACAUCUGCGUCUGCGGCAGGGGGUGAAAGUAGCAGGGUGAAUCCCUCGAUGAGACAUACUGUCAGAUCUAAAAGGGCUGCACCAGAUCCAGCAUCAAGAUCAGCUCCUGAUGAUGAACAUACUGAAAGUGACGCGUCAGCUUCCUUGCCAUCUACGUCGUCAUCUUCCGAGUAUGUACUGUCGCCAUCUGCUUCCUCGUCCUCUUCUGAGUAUGUACUGUCGUCACCAUCUAUUGAAGGGUCAGCACCUGCAACUAGAUAUUCUCUGCGUCCUCGGCGCUGA